AUGCGGCGACUGAAGAUGACCACAGAUGAAGUUAGUAUACGGUCCAGAUAUAUGGAAAAACUUAGAGAACUUCAUUUGAAAGUGAAUGAAGCUCGAAAAUGUAAUCAUCAAGAAGUUGUCGAAGAAGACAGACGAUCUAAACUUCCAUCCAAUUGGGAAACAAAACAAAAACGUUUACAAUGGGAAGAAGAAGAUGAAGUAUUCAAAAUAGAAUGUGCUAAACAAAAUAUAGAUCCAGAUAGAACACGUUCAUUAAAUGUAAGCGCUGAAAUAGCCGAUCGUCUUGAAGCUCGACGAAGAAAAAAACGUAAUACUGAUGAGGGAUUUUCAACAUAUGCUGAUGCAUCUCAUCGUAAAUAUCUUAAAAUGACUAAACAAAUUAAACCAGAUCUAGUCUCUUAUCAAAAAGAAAAAGAGAAAUUAGGUGAAUUAGCCUUCCCAACAGCAGAUACAAUAGGACUGACAAAUCGUAAAGAUCCACCAGAAGCUGUUGAACGUUUAGCUAAUCAAAUAAUUGAACAAGGUGCUAAACGUCCAGCGUAUAGUCGAAGACGUCCAUUUGAUGCAGAUGCAGAUAUUGAUUACAUCAAUGAGCGUAAUAAGCGUUACAAUGAAUUACUGGAAAGACAUUAUGGUAAAUAUACAGCUGAAAUCAAACAAAAUCUUGAAAGAGGCACUGCGAUAUAG
Heterobilharzia americana is the source of this 687-nucleotide messenger RNA. NCBI's taxonomy places the organism in Eukaryota, Metazoa, Platyhelminthes, Trematoda, Strigeidida, Schistosomatidae. The record is from the annotation of a GenBank genome assembly.